GCGGCGUGCGCAUGUGGAACACACACACACACACACACACACACACACACACACAGAAAGUCAUCAGUCCGGAGAAUGGAGACGGAAGUGGCUGUCCGUGACUCACACCUGUGACUUCCUGUGCACGAGUACCAGACGCCACUGAACGCACCAAUCACUCCUCAGAUCAAACACGAGCCCAACAGGAUGGCGCAGGCCGUGGCCAACGUCGCCCGGAGGAUCAACGCCACCGUGGAGGAGCAGAGAGACUCUCUGGAUCUGUCCGACUGUGGCCUCGUUAGUUUCCCUGACGGCGUCUUCAAGAUGAUCCGCAGCUGCACAGACAACAUCCAGAAAAUCUCUCUGGCCAACAACCAGAUCAAAGCCUUGAGCAACAAGUUCUUCCUCACGUUUACUCAGUUAAGAGAGGUGGAUCUGCAGGGGAACGUCCUCACAACGCUGCCGGAGGCGGUCGGAAACAUGCAGCACUUGAUCAGCAUGGAUCUCUCCAGAAACAAGCUGAGGGUUUUCCCCGAGCGCCUGACGGAUGUGAGCAGCCUCCAGCACAUCAGCGUGGAGGAGAACCAGAUCACAGAGCUGCCGAUGGAGAAGCUGUCUCUGAUGCCUGCUCUGAAGAGUGUGGAUGUGCGGUGUAACCCACUGACGCCGGAGGCCGCGUCUGUCCCGGAUCACUUCACGCUCCUGACAUAAACUCAUGGUAAAGAACAUGAGCAGCGGUGCUUCCGUUUGAUUUCUAUGCACUGGACCGCAUGAUGUGCCUCAAUAAAAUAUUUAUUCAAU
Sinocyclocheilus grahami is the source of this 780-nucleotide messenger RNA. RefSeq names its product leucine rich repeat containing 20 (gene lrrc20). The coding region runs from base 187 to 690 and encodes 167 amino acids. Gene Ontology annotation, molecular function: protein binding. Gene Ontology annotation, cellular component: cytoplasm. NCBI's taxonomy places the organism in Eukaryota, Metazoa, Chordata, Actinopteri, Cypriniformes, Cyprinidae. The record is from RefSeq and is a predicted model, not a curated record. The transcript is spliced from 5 exons.